This is a messenger RNA of Anolis sagrei ordinatus, 1899 nucleotides long. NCBI's taxonomy places the organism in Eukaryota, Metazoa, Chordata, Lepidosauria, Squamata, Anolidae. The record is from RefSeq and is a predicted model, not a curated record.
CCUCAUUUCCGUCAGGGAGGCGCCUGGAGAGGAGCUUUGGCAUCUUUCUCCGCGUCAGGCCUGCUUUUCGUGAAGGAGGGCCUUGGAGGGAAGGCUUCAGGUGACCUCAAAGGAAGUGUUUGUAUCUUUUGUCAAGGAGUAGCUUCCCCCUGCAUCUUUCAAAGGGUCUUGCAAAGACAUGGAAGAGAGCGACGGGGUCAUGACAUCUCUUGCUUGAAAUGAAUACUGAUAAGUAAUUGAAAGACUGAGUGAGUGGCGCUGAAGAGACUACAGUUAUUCCUCAGCAAAAGAAAGCUAAACUGUUGAUUAUAAAAUCUGUCCGGUACGGCUUUCUUUAGGUCCUUCCGUUGUGUCUGACAGCGCUCCCACUUCGCCAGCGGCUCAGUCAUCCUGUGACAGUUUUGCCGAUGAAGGACCAGGUGAGGUGAUCACCAUGUCUGAUGGUUCCCCAAAUUCGCCAGAGGCUCAGUCAUCCUGCGACAGUUUCGGCAAUGAAGGACCUGAUAGCAGCUGCCUGGAGUCAGUGACCCAAGGGCUGGAGCCAUCCUCAUCAACCACAGAAGAGUCCAAUUCUAACUCUCUGGAAGCAGAAGAGAAGGCAUUCAAAUGCCAGGAGUGUGGGAAGCAGUUCAACCAGCGGUCGCACCUCAAGAGACACCAGAUUGUUCACACGGGGGAGAAGCCCUUCAAAUGCCUGGAGUGCGGGAAGGCCUUUACGGAGAAGCGGAACCUCACGGCGCACCUGAUGAACCACACGGGCGACAAACCUUACAAAUGCGAGGAGUGCGGAAAGAGCUUCAGCCAGCAGUCCCAUCUGAAGAGGCACGAAAUCGUCCACACCGGCGAGAAACCCCACAAGUGCCCCGAGUGCGGCAAAGGCUUUUCUGAGAAGCGAGACCUUGUCGGACAUCGAAUGAACCACUCGGGCGAGAAGCCCUUCAAAUGCGAGGAGUGCGGGAAGAGUUUCACCCGGAAGUCCAUCUUCAACUCCCACGUCUCCAUCCACACGGGGGAGAAGCCGUACAAGUGCCAGGAGUGCGGGAAAGGCUUUAGCUACAGCUCCGGCCUCAUUUUGCACCAAGUUAAGCACACCGGGGAGCGGCCCUACAAGUGCCUGGACUGUGGGAAGAGCUUCAGCCACCAGUCCAACCUCAAGCGGCACCAAACCAUCCACGCCUGGGAGAAUCCCUACAAGUGCCAGGAGUGCGGCAAGAGCUUCGUGGAAGAGAAGAGCCUCCGGACCCACCAGCUCAACCACACGGGGAACAAGCCCUACAUCUGCCUGGAAUGCGGGAAGACCUUCAGCCAGAAGUCGACCCUGAACGCGCACAUCCUGAUCCACACCGGAGCGAAGCCCUUCCAGUGCCUGGAGUGCGGGAAGAAAUUCACGCAGAGGUCCAACCUCAGCAGGCACCUGAUGAUUCACUCCGGGGAGAAGUCGUACGUCUGCUUUGUGUGCGGAAAGGGCUACGCGGAGAAGAGACUCCUCAUUUUGCAUCAGAGGAAACACAUUGGCUAACCCAAAUUUGGCCCAUGCCUGAUGUAAAGGAAUGUACGAAGAGCAACAGCCGGAGCUCAUACCUCAGCAAACCUCAGUUAUUCAUGCAGAGAGACUUAUUCAUCAAUAUGCAACCUUUCCAGAUUCCACUUGAACUGCCUCCAGUUGACUCCCUGCCCCAAAAAUGGGUGUUUCAUGUCCAUUGGACCCCUCGAUGUACAUUUAGGAAGAAUUUGGCAGCUGUAGAUUAGUAUUGAUCAUGUGAAUUCCUCGGCGUCACGAAUUCCAAGGAUACGGCUGUGCCCUGUUAUAUGUAAAGAGAGAGAAGGUUUGCAAAUUUUCACAUGCGUGGGCUGGUCCAUGAGGUCACGAAGAGUCGGCAACGACGGAACGAAUGAACA